This is a messenger RNA of Hippocampus zosterae (dwarf seahorse), 4704 nucleotides long. RefSeq names its product apoptotic peptidase activating factor 1 (gene apaf1). The record is from RefSeq and is a predicted model, not a curated record. The transcript is spliced from 27 exons. Gene Ontology annotation, cellular component: apoptosome. Gene Ontology annotation, molecular function: ADP binding; protein binding. Bases 190 to 3957 code for a protein of 1255 amino acids. Lineage: Eukaryota; Metazoa; Chordata; Actinopteri; Syngnathiformes; Syngnathidae. Gene Ontology annotation, biological process: apoptotic signaling pathway; regulation of apoptotic process.
GGUUGUUAGUUUGUUGUCAACCAGGAAGCAGGUUGAAGGCGUGUGGCUUCGUCAAACAAUUUUUCUCACUUCUUACACGUUUUUGUGACUUUAAAUGACAGUCAUACUCAGUUGACUAAAUAUCCUCCCCUGUAGAGAAAAGAAGACACUCAAACCCAAUUUGUUCACCAGGUUCCUGCAUGGGCGGUCAUGAUGCUGGACGAAGGCGCCCGGAGCAGCCUGCUACGCUUUCGCCAGAACCUGGAGCAGGAUAUCAAGCCUGCCUACCUAAUGGAUCACAUGAUCAGUGACGGCGUGCUGAGUGACGAGGAGGAAGAGAAGAUCAGUGAAUGGCCUAGCAGGAAAGAGCAGGCGGCGGCGCUACUGGAACUGCUGCUCAAGAAGGACAACAGCGCUUUUAUCUCAUUUUAUAAUGCUCUCGUCAAGGAGGCGUACUACGACCUGGCCAAUUUGCUUCACGCCGCCCUUCCUGGUGUGUCACCAAACAGCUCUAACAACACAUCUGAUGCAAUCCAAAUAGUUCUGAGUGCAGGCGGGGUCCCUCAGAGGCCUGUGGUUUUUGUCAGCCGACCCGAACUGAUCAACAAGAUCCGGGAGAAGCUCUACUAUCUCCGAAAGGACACGGGAUGGGUCACUGUGUUCGGUAUGGCCGGCUCGGGAAAAUCUGUGCUGGUGGCGGAAGCUGUACGAGACCAGCGUCUGAUUGAAGAGUGCUUCCCAGGAGGUAUCCACUGGCUGUCCAUCGGCCAGCUGGACAAAGCCAACCUUCUGGUGAAGAUCCAAGCGCUGUGCUUCCGCCUGGAGCAGAGCCUGGACUCCCAGUCCCUCCACCGGCCUCCCACCUCAUUGGACGAGGCCAAGGAGCGUCUGCGCUUUCUGGUGUUGCGCAGAUACCCUAGGUCUCUGCUGAUUCUUGAUGACAUCUGGGACAGCACGGUGCUGAAAUCAUUCGAUAUCCACUGCCGCAUCCUUCUGAGCACCAGGAAUAGAAGCCUCACUGACUCAGUUAGCGGUGCCAAACAUGAAGUGGAGGUUGAGAGUGGUUUGGAUGACAACAAGGCACUGGAGAUUCUCGCCCUGUAUACCAAAAACGAACUCAAAUGUUUGCCUGAGGAGGCUCGAAGCAUUGUGAGAGAAUGUAAAGGGUCCCCUCUGGUGGUCUCCCUGAUCGGCGCGCUACUCAAAGAGAAGCCCGACCGUUGGAGCUACUACCUGCGCCAGCUGCAGCAGAAGCAGUUCAAGCGCAUCCGUAAGUCGUCGUCGUACGACUACGACGCGCUGGACCAGGCAAUGGCCGCCAGCAUCGAAGUGCUGCCCGACGAGCACCGUGAGCUCUACCGAGACCUCGCCGUGAUGGAGCCCGACGUCAAAAUUCCCGCCAAGGUGUUGUCCAUUCUGUGGGAUCUCGAACCCGAGGAGGUGGAGGACAUCUUGGAGGAGUUUGUCAACAAGUCUCUUCUGUUUGCGGACAGCCACCGCAAACCUGCACUGUACUACCUCCACGACCUCCAACUGGACUUCUUGGUCGAGCAGAAUCGCGCCCAACUCGAGAACCUUCACACCAAGGUGGUGCGUCAGUACCAGCAGCACUACAGUGAAACCCCGCCCACAUCCGGAGACGAAGAGUGCCUCUACUGGGUCCGGUUCUUAACCUACCACAUGGCCAAAGCCAACCUCUCCCAGGAGCUCUACUCGCUCAUGUUCUCACUGGACUGGGUCACCCACAAGGCCCGGAUACUGGGUCCGGCUCAUCUUUUAAAUGACUUUGUGGAGUAUGGAUCCAUUCUGGACAAAAAGAACAGCAACGUCCGCAGUCACUUCCAGGAGUUUUUGUCCCUCAACGGCCACCAGCUGGAGCAGCGGCCGUUUCCCGACGUGGUCCAGCUGGCUCUGUCGCAGCCUCAGGCUUCGGAAGUCUACAGGCAGGCUCUGCAACAGGCGCAGGAGCGGGCCAGAAGCGGGAAACUCUACUUUGACUGGCUAAAUAAGAGCAGUGUGGAAAGUCUUUCCCGGCUGGUGAUCCAUCCGCACCAGGGCUCCGUCUACGCCGCCUGCUUCUCCCAGGACGGAACCAAGAUCGCCUCGUGCGGAGCCAGCAAGACGCUCAAGGUUUUCAGGAGCACGUCCGGCGAAAAGCUGACCGAGAUCCAAGCCCACGAUGACGAGGUUCUCUGUUGCGCCUUUUCCCCCGACGACCGUCUCCUAGCAACUUGCUCCAGCGACAGGAAAGUGAAGGUGUGGAACGCAGAGCGUGGCAUGUUGCUGAGGGUCUUUGAGGUGGAACACGAGGAGCAGGUCAACCACUGCCAGUUCACCAACACGCGACGGCGCCUCCUGCUGGCCACCUGCUCCAAUGACAGUUUCUUGAACGUCAAGCUGUGGAACCUGAACAAACCCACUUCACAGAACACCAUGUUCGGGCACUUUGAACCGGUCAACCACUGUUGCUUCUCCCCCGACGACGCCUAUCUCUCCACCUCCUCCAAUGACGGCACCGUGAAGCUCUUCGAGGUGUCCUCCGCCAACGAAUGGAAGACCAUCAACGUGCGGGAGUGGUGCGCGGAAGCCGGCGAGGAGGUUCCGGUCAAGUGCAGCACGUGGACGGGCGACGGCAAGCGGGUGGUGUGCGCCGUCAGGAGCGCCGUGUUGGUGAUGGACCUGGAGACGUCGCAGAUGCUGUUAGAGAUCCGAACGGGUCGCCUGAGCAUGGUGCAGUACUGUCACGCGUGUCCCACCAGCAACCUGCUCGCCAUCGCCUUCUCCAACUAUGCGGUGGAGCUGUGGGACCUGGCGGACAAUAAGAAGAUGGCCGACUGCAGCGGUCACCUGAGUUGGGUCCAGCGAGUCCAGUUCUCUCCCGACGGCUCGCAGCUUCUCUCUUGCGCCGACGACCAGACCGUCAGGCUUUGGGAGACGGAUAAAGUGCACACCACCUCCGCGGUGCGCCUGAAAAGAGACUCGGAUGCUUUCUUUGACUCGGGGGAAGACGGCCAAUUUUUUGUUUCGGCGGCAGACAACCGCAACAGACUGCAGGUGCGCGCCGGCAGAGCGGGUUCGCUGCUUUUCCAGUCUGAGGAGAUGGCGUCGCGGAUCCGAUGCACCUGCUUUUGCCCGAAGCCUUUGGCCGUCGCCUUCGGCACAGAGGACGGCACCGUGGAGAUUCUGGCCAUCCCUUCUGGGAAGGUUCUCGCCACCCUCCUGGGACACACCAAGACGGUGCUGCACUGCCAGUUCCUCCACGCCGGCCAAACGCUCAUCACGUCCUCCGAGGACACCACCAUCAAUGUGUGGAAGUGGCAGUCGCACGAGUGCCUGGCGCUGCGGGGCCACAAGGAGCAAGUGCGUUGUUUCUCGCUGCUGUCGCCCGCUGAAACACGAAUGCUGUCCUGCUCGUUUGACGGCACGGUCAAGGUUUGGGAGCUGGAAAGCGGAGAGGAGUUGCAGCACAUCGAGGCUCACCGGGGAGCCAUUUUGUCUUGCCACGUCUCCCCAGAUGGACGUUUCUUUGCCACCACCUCUGCUGACAAGAUCGCCAAGGUGUGGCACAGCGAGUCCUGGCAAUGUGUCCACGUACUGCGCGGCCACCAAGACUGCGUCCGGAGUUGCCGCUUUUCCUGUGACGGGCGGCGGCUGGCGACGGGGGAUGACGGCGGCGAGAUCCGGCUGUGGAGUGUCGCGGAAGGCACCUUGCUGAAGAUAUGCUCGCGAGACGGAAAGGACGGCCUAGACUCGUUGCACGGAGGCUGGGUGACCGACCUGCACUUCUCCCCGGACGACUCCCUCCUGGUGUCCACCGGGGGAUACGUCAAGUGGUGGGACGCGGACAAAGGUGAAGCCCUGCAGACCUUCUACCCGACCGGUAGCGCGUUGAAGAAGGUCCACGUGUCGCCCGAUUUUUCCACGUUCGUCACGAUUGACAACAUCGGCAUCCUGUACGUCCUCCAGCGAGUGGUAUGAUGGCCUUUGAAAUGCCACGUUUUAGCCGCAAACUACUGCAGUCACCAGCCUGAAGAGUAGACAAGGUGCUUGAAGAUGUUUACUUCGAACAGAUUCUAGAUCAUUAAGACACGCAAACGCUGUCAUGCUUUUUUGGGGGAAUCGGCACGUUGAGCCGCAACAACCCGGUAAGUGCAUUAAUCAAUGCUGUGAUGGAUGUCAUGGUUCUAUCGUUUUGUAAUUUAUGAGAUUCUAUUCCUUCAGAGUCGAGAAGCCUUAUCAUGUGCACUAUGUUAAAUAUUGUAUGUUUACUUUUAAAGGCAUAGGACGAAUGUUCUUGUACAACUUUUCUACAAAUCAGGAUUUACACUUGGCGAGUCAUUUUAUCGCUACGUGCGUCUUUUUCUAAACGGCAUGUUUCACAACUGGGCCGACGCUUGACAAUCUCGCAAAAGUAACACAGUCAUAGUUUGUGCCUCUGUCCUUGCUGUGAUCUUUCAAGGAAAUGAUUAGUUGCAGGGAGAUGGAAUAAGCAUGUGAAUAUUAAUCAGGAAACGUUUUGUUUGUCUGAGUAACGUGAUUUCCACGAUGGUGCUUUAAACGUUGCAUAUAGUUAGUCAAAAGUUUUUUUUUUAUUCUCUAAUCAUUGGUUGCUCAGGAUCAAAGAAUAGUGGAAGCACUGUACUUUAUGUGAGCCAUUAAAAUAAAUGCAUGUAUUUAUUGUUAUUUGCUACUCUAAUUCCACAAAUAAAACACAUUUCUGAGGCA